AUGGAGGAAGACGUACAUAGUGGCUUCAAUUCUGUAUGCAGUACCUGUCUAAGCAGUGAUAGACUCAUGUAUUCCUUGAACGAAUGCGAUCCUGUAUUCCAAGUGUUCCGUCUACUAAUGCACGACUUCGAAGCCGAUAGAUUUGGAAAAUUAACACCCGAAAUUGAAAAUAUCAUAUGCUGGGAAUGCCUUGCAAUGAUGAAGAAGUUUAGCAGAUUCAAAAUUCAAGUUCAAAGUGCCCAAGAACAUUUGCACUUUCUGGCCAUGAGUAGAACACAAGAGAGUUUAGAUCACACAUACAUGUCUCAAUCGCUUUCUUCUCUCGUGGCUGUCACUAAGAAUGAUUACGACAAUAUCUACAUGUAUCUGACUCAAGACGAAUGGCCUCAGCCAUAUCUAGUCAGCUCUGAAGAUGUUAAGAAUGAGCAUUUUGAUAUAGCUCAAACAGUCCGUGAUAAUAUACAGUUGAAUAUAGACGAUCACAUUCUGGAAGUGCCCGAAAUGGUAUUGGAGAAUCCGGUGACCGGUGUCAUGUCGCGUAUCGUGGUCGGCACUGAUGCCCUUGUGUCACCCGCUGACACCAUAAACAAGAGAGACCAGAUGAGCAUUUCAAUGAUCGAGCAGCCUAAAGCGGUAAAAAAAAUAAAAAUAACACCUUUACAAGCCAACUAUGUGGACUGUAUCAGUGAUACGGAAUUGCUGAGAACAAUUGAAGUCCCACAGUUGGAAGUCACACAGAAGAAACCACAAGUAAACAACUCCAAAUCAUUAGGAUAUAUCACAGAUUAUAUGACGGAAGGUGAUCUUAUGGCUCUGAGGACAGAAUUAAAAAAUAAAGUGCAAUAUGUGAGUGCGUCUUAUAAAUGCGAGUUAUGCAUCAUCGGUUUCUACACUCAGCAACAGGUCGAAGAUCACUUUUUGUCUGACCAUAGAGCGAAACCUGGCCGAUCUGCCUGCCAGAUAUGUUACACUUAUGUGGACGAUCUGAAAUUGUCAGAACACACAGACAUGCAUUACUUGCGUCAUACAUGUAAGAUGUGCGGCCAUCGCGAGUACAGUGUCAAAAUGAUAAGUUUACAUGUCAAUACUCACUUGAAAUUGGAUAAUAGUGUCACUAAUGCCGUUAUAAGAAUAGGAGCUGGAACUGGCAAGCGUAAAAAGAAAACUACGAAUAGUAACAAACCGCCCCCUAA
Messenger RNA from Diatraea saccharalis (sugarcane borer), 1193 nucleotides. Lineage: Eukaryota; Metazoa; Arthropoda; Insecta; Lepidoptera; Crambidae. The record is from the annotation of a GenBank genome assembly.